This is a messenger RNA of Penicillium cataractarum, 303 nucleotides long. RefSeq lists its product as uncharacterized. The transcript has a single exon. The record is from RefSeq and is a predicted model, not a curated record. NCBI's taxonomy places the organism in Eukaryota, Fungi, Ascomycota, Eurotiomycetes, Eurotiales, Aspergillaceae. Bases 1 to 303 code for a protein of 100 amino acids.
AUGUCUCGAUUAAAACUUGGAGGUUCGUCGCGUGACCAAGGCACGGGACAAACACCUGAGAAGGGUCCAAAUCUCGACCGACGUGGUGAGGCGCCGCCUCCCAACAAGGAGCGGCUAUGGCCAACUCCUGGGGCGUAUAAAAGCGUCUCGCACCUCGUUGAGGAGAUUUUUAGAACAGAUCGGGCACUCGACAAGCACCAGAAGAUGGUCGACCACCUGUCCAAGCGUCAGGCAUUGCUGACGCAGAUUCAGGCCACUCGUGAGCCUUUGCCCGACAGCGAGGAUGAGAAGAUUGGUAAGUAG